AAUAAAUAUGGUUCGGUUUAAUUGUCUAUUUUACAUUUGCAGAUAAAAGUCGUUGCAGGUUUUUUUUACAUUUAUACAAUACCAACGGCCUUGAUUUGAUGUCUAAACUUCUCAGGUGACUACGUGACAGAGUUGACCAAUGAAAUCGAGCAAGAUACACGAGUCAUGACUGUGGGCGUGGUUUGCGAACAAACGGGGUGGAGCUAAGACGCUAGGAAAGUUAGCGAGGAGAGGAAACAAGAAUACACAAAUAAGAAUUGAGAAUCACCCAUAGUAAACCUGUGAAUAAGCAUCUUUCAAAAAGCGGAUCAACUCCUCUAAACGUGUUAUUGUUUUGUGAUUCAGGAGGAGAGUGCUGGGGAGUUAAGUUAAACAGUCUUUAAAAGGAUGCUCAGGGUCUGCUGAAGGUGACCAAAAGAUGAGAGCAGGCCUCAGUGUGGACAAGCACUGCUUGACCAAACAGAUUGACUCGCUUAGAGUGGAAAAUCAACAACUGAAGGCUGCACUGAGACAAGCAGAGCUCAGACUCAGCACAAUAGAGAGAGAGCGGACCUGUCAGCAGGUCUCUCUCUCAGAGAAGAUCUGUACCGUUCAUGAGCUCACAGCAGCCAAACAGCAGCUUAUUCGACUGAAAGAGGAGCGUGAUGCUUUAAAUGAGCUGCUGAGCAGUAAGUCCGGAGACCUGGAACAGCAAAACUUUCAACUGAAGACCCAGCUGCAGGCCGCACAGGCUGAGCUCGCCCACACCAAGAGUUCUUUGAGUACACUGGAGGGAGCUGACGGACAUGGUCUUAAGGUUGCGCUGAGGAUGCAGAGACGGAUCACUGCUAAAAGGGAGCAGAUUGAUUUCCUGCAGGUCCAGAUUCAGCAGCUGGAGGAGAGUGUAGAAAAGCUCAAGCUGGACAAGCACCAGCAGGCAUUAGAGGUUCAGAGGCAGACACAAGAGUUGAUGUCAGAGAGUGAGAUCAGAAGAACACUGGAGGCUGAAGUGAAGGCAUCUUAUUCACAAGAACGAGAGCUGAAAAGCAGGGCAGAGAGACUGGAGGCAGCGUUAUACAAGAUGUCAGACAGUUUUGCUGAAUGCCAAGAUUUUAUUCAAGAGCAAGAACAGGAGAUCAUGAGGUUGAAACUGCAGCACGCUUUAGAUUUAAAGGAGCUGCAAAGCCAGAACCGUCGUAAUGUCUCCAGAUCUCCAGCCGGUCUCCAUCAGUGCCAUGUUAAUGGCCUAAUGGAAGCAAGAAUACCGUCCCGUUUCCACCCACACACUGAAUUGACAGGAUGUGCUGGAAUGGAUUUUCCUCUGGAAUCUCUCCAGCUCAGAGUCCAUGACCCCAUUGUGGAGCCGAAGAGUUUUGCAAGACAGCAGGGUGGUGGGGCUGAUGAAGAACACGGACCACACGCUGACAAUGGCUUGGGGAAAUCAGAGGAAGAACGCAAAUCUAACCCUGAGCCGAGCUCCCUCAGAAGCGCUAAACCUGAUCAGCAGAAUCCCAGCAGCAGUUUAUCAGAACACUUUAACGCAUUCGAUUUUGGAGUGGACGUGUUCUGUGGACGCAGGUCUCCUGUGCAUGCUCUCCUCACCUCUGAUCCUACCUGAUGAAGGAAUAGGCUGGACAAAGAGCUCCCCAAG
Molecule: messenger RNA, 1630 nt
Organism: Triplophysa rosa
Lineage: Eukaryota; Metazoa; Chordata; Actinopteri; Cypriniformes; Nemacheilidae
Product: coiled-coil domain-containing protein 158-like
Exons: 10
Coding region: 419-1597 (392 amino acids)
Source: RefSeq, a predicted model, not a curated record